Messenger RNA from Darwinula stevensoni, 729 nucleotides. The record is from the annotation of a GenBank genome assembly. Lineage: Eukaryota; Metazoa; Arthropoda; Ostracoda; Podocopida; Darwinulidae.
AUGAGGGGAAAGAACCCGAUCGCUCGAUGCGGGGCUAUGAUGAAUCUGCGUGAGCAUCUCACAAGUCGGGAUGACAUGGAAAGACCGACAAGAAACGACAGAGAAUGUUCUCAUCUCCGUCAGGCGGCGGAACAGGAUGGGGACUAUGGAAGUCCCCCUCUGGGGAUUGUGGUAGUCCCCCCAAUGGGGACUGUGACUGGAAUGGCAAUGGAAACUGGAGAGCAGUCCCGAAAAAGAAGCAACACACUCUCAUGCAAGCGAAAAGAAGAGCAGCAGGUUCAGCCCGACCAUCCCCCUGCUCCCAAGAAACCCCGGCUAGUUUUCACCGAUUUACAGCGACGAACCCUCCAAGCUAUUUUUAAGGUCAGUCCCCACGAUUCCCCCCACUCCAGACCUGUUUCGAGGAAUCCCAACGACCCCUUCAUGCCACAGGAGACGAAAAGGCCUUCGAAAGAGAUGCAAGUGACCAUCGCCCGCCAGCUGGGCCUGGAGCCACAGACAGUGGGGAACUUCUUCAUGAACGCAAGGCGCCGGAGCCAGGACAAGUGGAAGGACGAUGACACAGUGUCGUGUGGGGGGAAGACGUCCGGCGGGAGCACCCCCAGCUCGGAGGAGAACCUGAGCCCCAAUCCCCACGCCGCCCCACCACCGCCCCACCACGGUCACAUCCUCGCGGUCCCACCUCAUUCCAUGGCGCAUCUCGGCUCUCAACAUCCCGACAACUUGUGA